UUGUAUGUACUUCUGUUACUGGAAAGAAGUAGACAAGGCUAAAUCGUCUCUGCUUUCACGCUAAUUAAAACAAAUCAAAGGCUUUCUUAAGAAUUCAACCCGUGACAGUCAGAAGAUUUAGCCAAAAGAUUAUGGGAGCAAACUGGGGUCUGCAUUCAGCAAAGAAAAUCUACAAGCAGAGAAGUAAGAAUCUGUCAGUUCAGACAUCAAGCAAUGCCGCGCCCUGACUCUCUUAGUACCCUAGGGGAAUAUUCCAGCUCUGGUAGGGGUCGCGGGCACAUAAGGCUCAGUGCAGAACAGACUGCUGGAAUUGCUAUACUAGCUAUAGUCAUUGCUCUUCUGUUCAUCUUUGGAUGCUGGUACUAUAAAAGGCGCAGUGGCUACAAAAUAUUAGGGAGCCAUCAGUUCAGUCCAGCAGCGAUUAGAAAUUUCAUUGGAGGAUCCAGCAAUGACAAUGAAAGUAAGAUGCCCCUACAAGACUACAGCACUAUGAAUAGUGUGGUACCUGGAGCACCUCCUGCGUAUGAGAAAAUCUCCACAGACUUCCAGCCUCCACCAUAUACACCAUGAAAUGAGCUUUACGUCAUGUAGCUAACUAGCUUAACAUCAUUACAGGAAAAUAUUUGUCCAUUAUGACAAAAUAAAAACAAACUUGUAUUUGUCCAUUAUGACAAAAUAAAAACAAACUUGUAUUUGCUGUAUAA
Bombina bombina (fire-bellied toad) is the source of this 704-nucleotide messenger RNA. RefSeq names its product melan-A (gene MLANA). The record is from RefSeq and is a predicted model, not a curated record. Gene Ontology annotation, cellular component: melanosome. The transcript is spliced from 5 exons. Lineage: Eukaryota; Metazoa; Chordata; Amphibia; Anura; Bombinatoridae. Bases 214 to 570 code for a protein of 118 amino acids.